ACCUUGUGUUUAUUUUUAGAAGGAGACCUUGUCAUAUAAAGUUGUGUCCAAAAGCACUGACGUUUAUUUACAAUCGAUCGGUGCACCUGAGUGGUAGCCGGAACAGUUAAAGACCGACAACUAUCUCCUUUCUGGAAAUGACAAAUUGGGCCUGAAAUGUCGGCAUCGGAAUCGAGUUCAGCAGUUUCCAAAUCAAAUGGGGUGCGAGAUUACAAAGUUGUCAUCUUGGGUGAUGGUGGAGUCGGAAAAAGUGCUCUGGUGAUCCAAUUUGUGUGUCACAGAUUUUUGGAAUACCAUGAUCCUACAAUAGAGGACUCGUACCAGCAGCAGGCACGAAUUGAUGGAGAACCGGCCAAGCUCGACAUCCUGGACACGGCUGGUCAGCCGGAGUUCAAUGCUAUGAGGGAACAGUAUAUGAGGAAAGGAGAGGGAUUUGUCAUCUGUUACUCAAUCACUGACCGACGUAGCUUCGAUGAGGUACUCACCUACAAGAAACUCAUCAACCGAGUACGAUGUAGAGAGGAUAUCCCUAUUGUCAUUGCCGGCAACAAGUGUGACUUGGAGGAAAAGAGAAAGGUGUCUGUUGAAGAGGGUUUAGCUUUGGCCAGGCAGCUAGAAUGUCCAUUCUUUGAGACGUCAGCGGUUCUGAGGAAAUGUGUUGAUGAUGUGUUCCACAAACUUGUACAGGAGAUCCGAAGGAAAGAACUUGACGCUUGGGAACUUGAGAACAAAUCAACGCGCAAACCAAAAGGGUUCCGACGUCUAGGCUCUGUGUUUGGUCGUCUCAAUGUGUUCAAAAAAGGGGCAAGGUCACACAACACCUGAGAUUUCAUCUAGGAUUGCCUUCAAUAUCCUCCGUCCUCAGCAGAAUGCUUGGGUUUCACAUAAAGAGUGCUUUAACAGUGUGUCACAUCAGUGUACAACUGGUGAUCAGAUUGGGUAUUGCUUUGAUAAUGUUGACUGGUGUAGUUGUGUCUGUUUUCCGAGUAGAAUUUAGGUUCUUUAUUCUGCGAGUGAGAUGUUGUGUGAAGUUCUAGUCAGGUCCGGUGCAGGUCCUAGUGUUACUGGGGUACAAAAUUCUAUAACUUAAGAAAAUGCCUUAGGAUUUUACAGUAGAAAACAUUUGAGAAAUUCAAGGAUAUGAUAUAUCAUUACUUCUUUAACUCUCAUAAUGCUCUCCAAAUUUUGCAAAAUAAAAGGAAUUUACCUAAAUUGAGAAAGUUUGUGAAAAAGUGGAAGGUUUCAUGUGAGUUUUGAUUAGUGGUAUGUUAAGCGUCCAUGUUUGUGUAAAAAACACAUGAUUACUUAUAUCAGAGUAUGUGUGCCAUUCACAUGACUGAUCAUGUCGGUUUUGAUGUCUGUUAUAUAAAAAUUUACAAAUGAAUUGUUUAUGAUAAAACGAACAAAAUGUUAUUGACAAAUGUUAAAAAGGUAUUAUAGUUUUUAAGACUUUUUCACUGCAAUUUUAAUUUGUAUCAUUUUAUGUUGGUAUACCUAUUUACGCAGAUUUAUGUAAGAAAAUGGUUACAUGUGAAAUGAUGAGGGCUCGGAGACAGCAUUCAUGACAUAUUGCAAAAUAUUCAUGUUAUUGAUGAUUAAGUCAUACAUUGUUAUUCACAAUAUGAAUAUAUGACUGACAAUGAUUGCCAAAAAAAUUUUGUGUCCAAUGCUAUAUUUUCAAAAGCCAGAGUCUCCUUGCCUUACUGAUGUACAGAGUAGCCGUACUAUGCAACAAAAAUAUUUUUCUGAAUGUUUUUUGUUUGUUAAUGAAUAUGGUAAAUGUGUUAAUUACUCUGGAUCUUGUAAAAUUGACCUCUACUGAUAAUGACCUGGUAAUCUUUAGUUUGGAAUAUGUUCUAUCUUCUUCCCCAAGAAAAACAAAAUUUUAAUAACUAUGAUUUUAGAAGAUACAUUAUAAGUAGUAUAAGAGUGGGGGUGUAACUCGGCCUGUACAUCAGUUUUUGUUGGUAUGUGGUUCCCGUGAGUCCCUACCCGUCCCAGUAUCAUGUGACUGUUUCCCUGGGAUACUGUCCCACCUAUGACCUUAUAAGUCCUCACUGUACUAAGUCCCCCUGGUACAUCUUGUUAUUCCUCAGUAUGUACCUACCCUUCAUACUUAACUUCCUUCUGUGAUAUUCCCGCCAACGAAAGGUACAAGUCUACCUUUAUAUUUUUAUUUUCGACUGGUCAAAUGCAUGGAGUGAUGAUAAAGAUCAUCAUAGUCAUCCAUGUCAACAUACAUUUAUAUAGUAUAGUCUGUAUACUGGUAGUUUUACUCAAAGGAGUGGAAGGUGUUCCGUACGGUAGAGGAGGGGCACAAGGGGCAUGAGCCCGAUAUGGGGGUGGAAGAUAAGGAGUGGUGGAAGGACCUUUCGGUGGUGGCAUUAGCUGGGAUUCUGGUGGACUAGUAGUAGGUACAGACCGGAACUGUGGGAUUCUAAUGUUAAGAAAGACUAUAAACAGAAUAUGUCACAGUUAAUACACCUGGAAGGCACCCUCCAUCUUACCUGUUUAGAUUCUAAUGUUAAGAAAGACAAUAAACAGAACAUGUCACAGUUAAUAUACCUGGAAGGGACCCUCCAUCUUACCUGUAAUACAGUUAUAAAAUAGGCCCCCUCCAAUUGACGGGAACAUGCAUUAUAUCCAGUGACAGCCAUGUCUAGAGUGACAGGAAUCUUGGUAUGGGAUCGAUUGGGACAGGUGCAGGACGGACGCAUGGGGAAUGGCUGUCACGUGGUACUGGCUGGGGAUGGAUGGGGAUGAGUGUCGCUUGGUACUAUGUGGGGAAGCAUGGUGAUGGCUAUCACGUGUUACUGGGCUGGGAAACAUGGGGAUGGGUGUACCUGGUACUGGGGAUGGCAGUCGCAUGGUACUGGCUGGGGAUGGAUGGGGAUGAGUGUCGCUUGGUACUAUGUGGGGACACGUGGGGGAUGGCUGUCACGUGUUACUGGCUGGGGAUGGAUGGGGAUGAGUGUCACCUGGUACUAAGUGGGGACACGUAGGGAUGGCUGUUACAUGUUACUGACUGGGGAUGGAUGGGGAUGAGUGUCACCUGGUACUAAGUGGGGACAUGUGGGGAUGGUUCCACAUACUGGCAUACCUACAUAAACUAAUGUACUACAUGUUGAACGUUCUACUGUUACAAAUGGGUUUUUUUUAUAUAUAUAUAUAUCAGUUUGAAUUAUUUUAGUUAAAGUCAAUCAAGACAGAACCUAGCCUUUCCUGGUAGAUUUUAAUCGACUAUACACUUCAUCAAUAACUUCCAAGAAGUUGUAUUUUUGUUUCAGGUAUCCCUGUAAGAUUUUCAGAUAGUGUGUAAUAGAUUCGACACUGAACUUCCUGGCCAAGUUAACAUUGUACGUCAACAGCUUUCUUAUCAUUCCUUUACUAUUCUAAUGUUUUGUGUUUCAUGUAAAAGUGUGUUUGUGUGUAGAAAGUCACUUAUAUAUUUGUGGUAUUACAGUAUAAAUGUCACUUUCUUUGGUGUAAAUGUUUCAAUCGAAUAUAAACUCCACUCAAUUUUCAACAUCUCGCUCUCAAGCUUACUUUAAUCAAAUCAUAAUGUUAAAAGAGACUUGAGUCGAGGUUGAUAUGAUCAGUAACAAUGGAGUAAGAUUGUGGACAUAGUGCUUCAGUAUACACAGCAGUGCUAGCUGAAUCCAAAUAGUUAGAUUAAACUGUAAAAUAUCAAGAUGUUAUAGCUUUAUAAUAAGUAGCUUUAUAACCCAUUAGAUAAUCCUAAGAAAAUCCUCUGAAAUAGAGUCUGAAUGGUUAGAUUUAAAUUUUAAUGUUGAUGUUGGUGUUGACAGGGUGAAUUAUGAUGUUUCUAAGUUAAUUAGAAGAGUUUUAUAUAUUCUGGUUUAGACUUAAUUUCUGUUGUCGGUCAAAACUGCCUUUUCCAGAUUUGACAAAGAAUUGUAAAUUGUUUCCAUGUUAACAUUAUUUCAUUUAUCCCUUUGUGGUGGAAAUCACACUGAAAGUCAUAUACAUACAAAAUAAAUGUAUGUAGAGUUAUGGAAAUACAAAGCACAGUAUAUAUAAUCAAUUAUUAGUAGAAUCUAUCUACAUAGAUAGAUAAAAGGUGGUAAGAAACAUAUAUUGAAUUCUAAAUAUUAAAUUCUAAUUAUAAUCUAGUAUAUUUAUCAUUGAUCAAAGGGAGAUAACUAAAGCAGAAAUUUUGUGAACAUUGUCAACGUCUUUUUCUGUAUGUUAGACUGGAAAUUUAUUUUACAUUGAGUUACCCACGUUGGAACAGAGAGCUUUAUUAGAUGACGAUAGAUUGCCAUUGCUUUUGAAUAAUUGGUAUUAUGUACCAAAGGAUAAUAAGGAUAAUCAUAUAUUAUAAACUUCUGAUAUUAUUACCGGUAGGUCUAUUCCUGUAACAUGUACCACUCCACAGGCCUCCAGAGUAAUCCAUGCUAGGGUUUCUUGCCAAAUACUUCUUUACUAAUUAUUGAUAAAAUUCUAUGGUUAAUAUCUCAAAACAAAUCCUUGGUCAAGGUACAUGUUACUUAGUUUUUCCUUAGCUUCUUAAACUGAUCCUGUUCACCGGACUUCAAAAUCGAAUUUUCGAAGAUACUGGACUCUCAGUGCUCCAAUGUAUAUGGAGAAACAGCUAUUUCACAUGAGAUUUAGAAAACCCAGUAAUGUACAUUUAGAAAUGUAUGUUUUGGGCCCAAUUACUUUUACCAAACUAUUUAAUUUUUGAUUCCAUGCCUUUAAAGUUUUAAAGUUGUUUUUCCCUUUAUGGAUUGUUUUUUUUGGUUUGUUACAAAGUAUUUAUUUUACCGGUUUUUAACUUUCAAGAUAUUAAAAGGAAGGUUUGUUGUCAAACUCGUUGGUAGUUUUAAGAUCAAUGAAUUUUACUGUGUAUUUCUACUGCGAGUUUUUAUUUCAAGAUUUUAGUAUAUUCUUAUUGUAAAUAUUUUUUGCACUACUGCUUUAGGCUUAAUCAAGUUAUUUUAUUCAGUGUGGAUAUCCAGAUUGUAUAAACACAUUUGAAUACAUUUUCACCAAAUUGUAGUAUUUUUCAUAUGCUGGAAACUGACAAGUAUAAAAUAUAUCUAAUAUUUGUAUUGUUAGACUUUUCUCAGCAGUGACGAAAUCAGUAUAUUGUGUACAUGUAUAAAUGUAUAUAAUACUUGUAUCGCAUAAAUGAGUGAAAAACUAUUUCACACUUCAAAAUACAAGGGUUCUGCAUAUUUUCCUUGCACCCAUAGAAAAACAUGGGCCGUAUUGAAAAGAUCAGUUAAUUAUUUUGUGGUUUCCAGAUUUAAAACUGACCAAUCACUAGGCAGAAAACCUGUCAUGUGAUGAUUUUAUAGAAGCUCUACUGGUCAGUUGUAUCAGCUGCCUGUUAUUUCCUGUAUUUACGGUGGAUUGUGAUGAUGGAACAGAACACACCGACCCUUCCAGAUCUGGUCAGAAAUAUAGGAUUACAGGCUAUCAAAUUUGUAUUAUAUAUGAAAGAGGGUCCAGAGCCUUUGAUUUCGUCGCCACAUAUUUCAUGGGUGUAGAAAAGAUUGUUUUAAUAGUAGGACCACUGGAUAUUGAAGAUAAACUUUCAACUGUUCGCAGUAUUAGGGCCCUUUAGGCUUAAUUGAGAACAAUCUUCAUGGUGAGAAUAGUGAAAACUGAUAGAACUUUCCCUAUUCCUUUGCUUCAGUGCUUUUGAUAUUUUGUUUUGCUUGACUGUUGAACUUGUUAUCUGGUCAUUAUACCAGGAUAUUUAUGUAGAAUUUGGAUUCUGAGUAUACUAUUAUUAUUUUCUUUCAAGUUUACUGUGCAAUAAUCCAUUUCUAUCAUUCAUUUAUUUAUAGGUUACAUUAAGUUAUUAUGAAAUAAAAUUGAGAAAAUCUUA
This is a messenger RNA of Pecten maximus, 5860 nucleotides long. Its product is annotated as GTP-binding protein Rit2-like. Bases 157 to 825 code for a protein of 222 amino acids. Gene Ontology annotation, molecular function: calmodulin binding; GDP binding; GTPase activity. Gene Ontology annotation, biological process: Ras protein signal transduction. Gene Ontology annotation, cellular component: plasma membrane. The transcript is spliced from 5 exons. The record is from RefSeq and is a predicted model, not a curated record. NCBI's taxonomy places the organism in Eukaryota, Metazoa, Mollusca, Bivalvia, Pectinida, Pectinidae.